UUGCCUUAUGAUUCAAGCUUAUAAAAAACCAUCUACCCUUGAAGCUCAAAAGGUUCGGUAAGUGAUGUAGUGGCAGGGUUUGAGAUUCCAAAGAAGCAAAAAUGGGAGCAGUGAGUGAUGGAAGCCGCAGCAGAAAGAAGUCAUCAUCAAGAGGGCACCACAGGUUUGUGGGGGUUCGACAAAGGCCAUCAGGGAGAUGGGUGGCUGAGAUCAAAGAUUCUCUUCAAAAGGUUAGGCUUUGGCUUGGAACAUUCGACACUGCUGAGGAUGCAGCUAGGGCUUAUGACAAUGCUGCUAGGGCUUUGAGAGGUGCCAAUGCUAGAACCAACUUUGAGUUGCCCUCAUCAGCAUCUUCUGGUGGUGCUACUAAGCGUGGUGGUGGUGGUUCCAACUUCAUGCCUGAUCGCACUGAACCCUUUUCUUUUGAGGAUGUGAAUGAGCCAGAUGCAGAAGCUGAAGGCCUUCUUGGUGCACUUAAGGCCAAGCUUCUUGAUGGAAAGAAAGACAAGUUUCACUUUCCAUUUCUUGCUAAUUGUGCUUCCCCGGUUGCUCAAUCUGGCAUGGUUUCAAGAUCAUCUCCGAUCAACUGUUCUGGGAAGAAAGAGUUGUUACCACCAUGCAAUAACAACCCUGUGCAUGGUUUGAUGAGUAGUACUACUCUGACUUCAAACACUUGUGCUAGGAGUGUGGUUAUCCCAAAUCAUGAUCAUGAAGGUGCUGUAGCAAGCAGUGAUAGAGUCAACUCUCAUCAACUUUGUCAAACCCCACCUAUGGCAAGCAUGGCAUGGCCCAAUGAAGUGGCAUGUGAAUUGCCUUUGCCCUCACAUAUGAGCCAAGUUCCUGAUAAUAGCCUUCUUGCGUCUGCCACCUUGACAUGGCCACUUUCUGAGGUAAUUGAGUCCACUACUGUUGAUAUGACAUGCACAGAUCAGGGACCAUCAAGUAGCAACAGAAGUGGCCAAUUGAAUAUGGUGACCAUGCAGUUGCCUUCAGUUGGUGGUGCUGCAACUGAGAGUCUUUGGACAUUGGAUCAGCAACAACAAUUUGUGCAAUGUGAGAACAACAGUUGGUUUAGUUUUAAUGGAUCUUGGGAUCCUCUCCUUUAUGUGCCCUCAGAGCUAGUUUGAUUAAGUGUUAAUAUUGUGUGUGAGUGUGAAACAAGUUUUGAUUUGUCAAUUCUUAGUCUUGAUCUACUAAUCAUUCUUUUAAUAACUUGCUACCAUAGAAGACCCUUUUUUGUGUGCUCAAUGAUUUGCCGAUUUUCUUCUGUGGGGGGAAGUAGAAUGUUGUGUUUGUUCCUGACCAUUUUGAUGUG
Messenger RNA from Cajanus cajan (pigeon pea), 1315 nucleotides. RefSeq lists its product as uncharacterized. Gene Ontology annotation, molecular function: DNA binding; DNA-binding transcription factor activity. NCBI's taxonomy places the organism in Eukaryota, Viridiplantae, Streptophyta, Magnoliopsida, Fabales, Fabaceae. The record is from RefSeq and is a predicted model, not a curated record. Gene Ontology annotation, biological process: regulation of DNA-templated transcription.